Messenger RNA from Marasmius oreades (fairy-ring Marasmius), 3144 nucleotides. RefSeq lists its product as uncharacterized. The record is from RefSeq and is a predicted model, not a curated record. Bases 1 to 3144 code for a protein of 1047 amino acids. Lineage: Eukaryota; Fungi; Basidiomycota; Agaricomycetes; Agaricales; Marasmiaceae. Gene Ontology annotation, molecular function: metalloaminopeptidase activity. The transcript is spliced from 12 exons.
AUGCCUCCUCCUCCACCACCACCACCACCGCCUCCACCUCCGAUUUGUUUCCCUGGUUAUAGCAAGAAAAAGGGCCGAAGACUCUCUUUUUCAAGUGCAGCGCCAGGCGCCAACCCCAACAACUCAUCCUACGCCGGAUCCCAAUUCUCUGGAGUUGUAGGAAUCCCCGCGGUCCCAGAGAAGCUCGCUCGUCAUCACUCAUAUUCCACUUCCUCCUCUCAAUCGUCCAUGGCAUACCACGUUGCCAACGGUCGUGGUCAUAGUCAUGGUCCUCCUUCUUCUGUAUUCCCUCCUCGAGCACCAUCUGGCCUUUCUUUCCAUACAGACUCGGAGAAGUAUGAAGAAAUCCCUCGAGAUAUGGUUAUGGAUUUUGGAAACGGAGCCGGCGGUAUUAUGAAGAAAAAUGGCAAACCCAAAUUAAUUAGAGCAAACACGAUGGCUGGGAGUAAGAAGAAACCUCCUCCAUCGGUGACGACUACCGCAGAAGGAGGGGAUCAUGUUCGAAGCCUUAGUGAUGGAGAGACUAAGAAAGAGAAAAAGAAAGGCGGUAUUUUUGCACAGAAAUUUGGUUACGGAUGGGGAACUGGGAAAAAGAACAAAGAGAAGGAAGCGUUGGCUGAGAUUGAAGAGAGGAGUGGGGAGGGAUCGUUCAUUUCUGGAGAAUCGCAAUCGAAUCUUCCCAUGUACCAGUCCCAAGCCUCGAUGCCUCCUCCGCUUACACCUCAUAGGAGCAACACCAAGUCGACUCAGGCAAGCAAGGACUCGCAGGGUACCCUAGUUCGAAGAGACACCCAGCGGACGCAGACCACAAUGCGCAGUCAGACGUCAUGGAACCAGGUGCCCGAUGGAUCCUCCCAAACUCAACCCCAUCUUACAUGGGAAAUGUCCGGCCGUAGCGGACGGUCUAGUCAAUCUGGUGGUAAUGGGUGGCCAUCGGAAGGAGCAGGAGCUGAUUUGAGUCGAUCGGGUACUGGAAAUACGGGUCGCUCUGGCGGGAGCGGUGGUACGAUUGGAAGACCCGACUUACAUCGUUCCGGGACUGGCGCCUCGGGUCGUUCUGCUGACCUGCAUCGUUCUGGGACGGGUGUGUCAGGUCGCUCUCGAGGUGCUGAUCUGAGUCGAUCUACGACGCGAAAAGCGAGGUUCCGCCGUAAUGAUUCAACCUCAACCUUGAUUGGGAGCGAUACGAGCGCGUAUCAGAGGAAGCUCCAUCCUAAUGAGAGUAUCCAUGAAAGGGUGGAAACUAGUGAUCGUAUUGAUCAGGUGAGGGGAUUAAUGGCGCAAGAGAAGGAACCCUUGGAUUAUUAUAUCGUUGCAAGCGAAGACGCUCAUCAAUCGGAAUACGUGGCCAAUAGCGACAAACGACGUCAAUAUAUCUGCGGCUUUUCUGGUUCGAACGGACAUGCUAUUAUAUCCCGUACGGAAGCUUGGCUUGUUACGGAUUCGAGGUACUGGAGUCAGGCCCUCAGACAGAUGGACUCGAACUGGAGAUUGGUCAAAUCGGGAGGUGUGAAUCAACCAAAGGACUGGAUUGACUGGUUAAUAUCUGAAGCACCCCCGAACUCCCGCAUUGGGAUUGAUGGUCGUAUGAUCUCAUACGAGAAAGCGACGCUCUUGAACUCGAAGCUUAACCCUACUGGUUCGAAGCUGGUGUAUCCCAUCCAGAACCUCGUCGACCUCGUGUGGAAGGAUAAACCUUCGAAGAGCCGAGAACCUGUGUUCAUUCAAGGACGAGAGUUCUCGGGUGAAGAUGCUGCCAGCAAAUUGGAUCGCCUGAGGCAGUGGAUCAGUAGUCAACCCCCGGACAUGCCCAAGUAUUCGACGACGGCGGCAACUCAACCGAAGCCGAAUCAGAUUCCGAUUGCCACGCUGAUUUCUAGUCUACCUGCCAUAGCGUAUCUACUCAACCUUCGAGGCAGCGAUAUACCCUACAACCCACUCUUUCAUGCUUAUUUGUUUGUCUCGGUCGAUCCGGCGUCAACGAUGCUGUUCCUUGACUCUAGCAAAAUCGUCCCCGAAGUUGAAGCUUAUUUGCAAAACUUGGGUGUGCAGAGGAAAGACUACGUCGACAUCUGGCCUUUUUUGCGACAUCGGCAAUGGAAUAACGAAGGCAAGAUCAUUAUCUCUCCGCAGACAUCGUACACGAUCUCCCUGGUUUUGACGCACUUCCGCACGAUGGUGUUGCCGUCGCAUGCGGAACAUAUGAUGUCAAUCAAGAAUAGCACCGAGUUGGAGGGGUUGAAGAGGGCUUACCUCAGAGAUGGUGUUGCUUUCACACAAUUCCUCGCCUGGCUUGAAUCUAAACUGGCAGAUGGAUAUGAUAUCACAGAAUGGGAAGCUGCCCAUCGUCUCACAGAGUUCAGAAGAACGCAGAAACAUUUUAUGGGAUUGGCUUAUGAGAAUAUCAGUGCCAGUGGGAAGAAUGCGGCGUUGCCGCAUUACUCUCCAAAGAAAGACGACGCGAAGAUGAUUGAUAGGUCGCAAGUGUACCUGAAUGACUCUGGUGGUCAGUAUCGUGACGGAACGUGUGAUACCACACGGACAGUGCACUUUGGUCGCCCUACUGAGGAGGAGUGUGAAGCGUACACGAGGGUUUUACAGGGACAUAUUGCUAUCGAUACUGCUGUAUUCCCUGAAGGAACGUCUGGUAUGCAGUUAGACGUCUUGGCUCGUAGGGCCCUGUGGAAAGAAGGAAUGAAUUAUAUGCACGGCACCGGCCAUGGCUUCGGUUCUUUCCUGACUGUGCACGAAGGACCGCAAGGGUUCAAUAGCGCUGUCCCUCUCACCGUUGGACACGUAGUCACCAACGAACCUGGUUUCUAUAAAGAGGGCAAGUUCGGGAUCCGAAUCGAGUCUGCUUUGGCUGUGAAGAAGUUCAAAACGAAAGGCCAAUUCAACGGAGAUGUGUGGUUUGGAUUCGAGCGGUUGACAUGUGUGCCAAUUCAGACUAGGAUGGUGAAGGAUAGUAUGCUUACAAAGGAGGAGAAGCAGUGGUUGAAGGAACACAACCAGCGAUGCCUCGACAAACUUUCACCGUGGCUCAAGGAUGACAAACGAGCAAUGAAGUGGUUGAGGCGCGAAGCUGAACGUGGAAUAGGGCUUGCUGGGCCCGCACCUGGUGGACUCACAGUCGAUUGGGAUUGA